UGCACGAACAGCAGCCCUGCGGCAGCCGCCGCCGCCGCGCCAGACCACGACUCUCUGAAUGAAUCGGCAGCCGGCGGGCGGCACCAACCGCGGCCGGCUCGGAGGGUGGCGGGGACCACAGGAGCCGCGUCUCAUACGGCGGGGAGCUGGCAGCCGUGAAUCGGGCACCCCCGCUGCCUGUGCCAGCGCCGAGCACUCGGAUACAUUUUGUGAAUGGGAGUUAGGAAGGGAGCCCGUGUUCGUGGGUAGGUGAACCCGCCACCGGGGCAGUGCAGCGCUACGAGCUCCAUACACGGGGGCCGCUCCGGAGCGGAGCCCGGGACCCGGACCGGAUUGGGGGGGAGCGGAACCCUAAACCGGGACCGGAUCGGGGGAGCAGAACCCGGAACCGGAUCGGGGGAGCAGAACCCGGAACCGGGACCGGUUCGGGGGUAACGGAGCCCGGGACCGGAUCGGGGGUAACGGAGCCCGGAACCGGAUCGGGGGUAACGGAGCCCGGAACCGGGACCGGUUCGGGGGUAACGGAGCCCGGAACCUGAACAAAAUCGGGGAGAGCGAGGCCGAAACCGGAAUCAUAUCUAAGCAGCGAAGCGCUGAACCUGAACCAGAACCAGACCGGGGGAGCGAAGCCCUAACAGUAGAUAAGACCGACUGAGGGAAGCGGCGCACGGAAGCCGGAGUCAAGACAGAACCGGGGAGCGGAACCCGUAACUGACCUGAACAGGUGGAGCGGAGCGGAGUGGGGAACCCGGUGCCCGGGCUGGAUCUGAGCCCGGCACGACGCGACGGGAUUUCGGCUCCGGUCUGACACUCGGACAUGAGCACCACGACCCUGAACAGCGGCGCCCAGGCACCAGAGGCGGUCGGCAUGAAAGUGAAGCCGGCGCCGGAGGGGCUCCGGGUCACCACCGAGGAGGAGCUGCUGAAGAAAGAGCGCGUCACCCCAGAGGAUGUACUGGGGCUGCAGCGGGUCACCCAGAGGUAUCUAUGUGCCCCCGAGGACAACAUUUACAACAUCGAUUUCACCAGGUUUAAGAUUCGAGACAUGGAGUCCGGCGCUGUGCUCUUCGAGAUCACCAAACCUCUGGCCUCAGAGCGGGGCCCUGCUGAACGCAAGGAGGCCGAUGGCAACGCCGGACGGUUCGUGCGCUACCAGUUCACGCCAGCCUUUCUGCGGCUGCGCCAGGUUGGAGCCACGGUGGAAUUCACUGUGGGCGAGAAACCGAUGAAAAACUUCCGAAUGAUCGAGAGACAUUAUUUCCAGGACCAGCUGCUCAAGAGCUUCGACUUUGAGUUCGGUUUCUGUAUACCUUGCAGCAGGAACACCUGCGAGCACAUCUACGACUUCCCCCCGCUCUCCGAGGAGCUGAUCCGCAAGAUGGUAGCACAGCCGUACCAGACCCGCUCGGACAGCUUCUACUUCGUCGAGAACCAGCUAGUGAUGCACAACAAGGCCGACUACUCGUACGGGAACAGCCCCUGAGGUCAGGGGGGCUCCGGCCCCUGAGGUCAGUGCGGAGGCUCCUGGGUGCCGGAGCUCCGCCUCCUGCGCUUGGGGAUCGGACCGGGAGCUGCUCUGUUAUCUGGUGGUUGGCGGCCGACGUCUCCAGGAUGCAGGGGAUCCUGACGAGGGGUCUCGGCACAACACGUCGACUCUUUAUUCCUCUCCAUCGAUGCUGUCUGACCUGCUGAGUUCCUCCAGCAUUUUGUGUGUGUUACUCUGAGUCUCCCGGUGCUGGUCCCAGACCCAGUCCCUGAGCACAGAAUCUUCCAGAAGCAUUUCUAGGACCCGCGCCACUCCCACAAUGGGAUGUGUCCCAUUGACCCCCACCCCAACACCUGGGACACAGCUACCCCCCACCCCAACAUCUGGGGGGACAGCUACCCCUCCCCCACCCCAACAUCUGGGGCACAGCUACCCCUCCCCCACCUCAACAUCUGGGACACAGUUACCCCCCACCCCAACAUCUGGGACACACACACUCCCCUCACCCCCCCACUCCCCACCUACUGUACACCAUCCGCUCAUCUGGGACACAGUCUCUCCUCGCCCUCCCCAUUUCUGGGACGUGCCCACCCCUCAUGCCCGCAUCUGGAAGGUGGCGGCUGUGUUCUAGGACUAGUGAGUGAGCCGGGUGAUUCUUUUGGCCACUGGGGACCAGAUGUGUGGGUUCUGAAACAUCUGGAUUAGCUCCCCGUCCCGAUCGGAACAGCUUGUUGCCCCCCCCCCCCAUGUUCCUGCUCCCUGCUCAGGGACUCCAACACCACACACUGUCUCGCUGCCGGUCGGGGGGACAGACUGGCCGCUGCUACCUCCCAGGCUGCCAAUUCCCGGGCUUCCCGCUCUUCACAGAACAGUACAGGCCCUUCGGCCCACAAUCCUGUGCUGCCCUUUUAAUCUACUCUAAGAUCAGUCUAACCCCUCCCUCCCUCGUAGCCUCCAGUUUCCUAUCAUCCAAAUGUCUGUUAAGUGUCCCCGGUGUACCACCAGCCCGGCAGAGUGGCGUUACACACUCCCACCACUCUCUGUGGAAUAAACUAGCCCUGACAUCACCCUCUCAACUGUCCUCCAAUCUCAAAAUUAUCAAGUUCCGAUUCAGUUUAUUGUCACACAACCGUACGUGUGUGUGACCACCAAACCAGACAACGUUCCUCUGAACCGGUGUCACUCACACUCACUGAUUAUGAAGUAAUAUCAACACUAGAAUUUUAUUUACUUAGCGUGGAGUCAGCCCUCCUGGCUGUUCGAGAUGGGUUGCCUCAGCAACCCCAACCCUGAUUAACCCUAAGGUAACCACAGGAUGACCAGUUAACCUACCCGUUACGUCUUUGGACUGUGGGAUUUUACUGAGGGACCGGGUGAAACCCACACAUUCAGCAGGGGAGGGUGUGCACAGACUCCUUACAAAACAGCACCGGAACUGAUCUCCUCGAGCUGUAAUAGCCUCGCACUAACCACUAUGCUACCCCAAAUAGUUAAACAGUAAGGUGUAUUUACGACAUGUUAAAAAGUACACAGUAUAACACCACUGGCACCUCAGGUGUGAUGAGACCUGGGUGGUGACAGGGAGUUCAGUCAUCUCACGGCCUGGGGAAGAAGGUGUUUCCAUCCUAACGGGUCUUGUCCUAAUGCCACGGUACAUCCUGCCCCUCACUUCACCCAUGAACCUGAGAUCCCUGUGAUUAGUCGGGCUCUGAGGUGUGCAGGGGGUCAGAACCCCCUCCCUCCCGUCCCAGUGGCCUGAAUCAUGGCCAGCUCAGCUAACAUUCACCUCCCAAGGUUUGGGAUGACCCAGAACAGUGAAAUCCAACUUGCCUCCUUCCUGCUGUCCGUGAUUCCCUGUGUGCGUCUGCCCUGGAGAACCACUGGCUCCACCCUGAACACCCCAUUCGGAGGUCCCUUCGUGGGUCUGUCCAUAUUGCCCCUUGUGAUACAGCACAGAACCAUGCUAGUGAAGGUGCAUUCAUCUGUAUUUGGCUCAUACCCAUUCCUCUCCCUGAAUGUGUCCCUGUGUGCUUUAAAUGCUCUAUCUGCCCCUCCCCCAUUUCCCCACUACCCUGUGUUGCCCCAUGACCCCCCAUUUCCCCCAUGGUAGGCUUAUUCAGAAAGUCAGAAGGCAUGGGAUCCAGGGAAGUUUGGCCAGGUGGAUUCAGAAUUGGCUUGCCUGCAGAAGGCAGAGGGUGGUGGUGGAGGGAGUACAUUCAGAUUGGAGGACUGUGACUAGUGGUGUCCCACAAGGAUCUGUUCUGGGACCUUUACUUUUCGUGAUUUUUAUUAACGACCUGGAUGUGGGGGUAGAAGGGUGGGUUGGCAAGUUUCCAGACGACACAAAGGUUGGUGGUGUUGUAGAUAGUGUAGAGGAUUGUCAAAGAUUGCAGAGAGACAUUGAUAGGAUGCAGAAGUGGGCGGAGAAGUGGCAGAUGGAGUUCAACCCGGAGAAGUGUGAGGUGGUACACUUUGGAAGGACAAACUCCAAGGCAGAGUACAAAGUAAAUGGCAGGAUACUUGGUAGUGUGGAGGAGCAGAGGGAUCUCGGGGUACAUGUCCACAGAUCCCUGAAAGUUGCCUCACAGGUAGAUAGGGUAGUUAAGAAAGUUUAUAGGGUGUUAACUUUCAUAAGUCGAGGGAUAGAGUUUAAGAGUCGCGGUGUAAUGAUGCAGCUCUAUAAAACUCUGGUUAGGCCACACUUGGAGUACUGAGUCCAGUUCUGGUCACCUCACUAUAGGAAGGAUGUGGAAGCAGUGGAAGGGGUACAGAGGAGAUUUACCAGGAUGCUGCCUGGUUUAGAGAGUAUGGAUUAUGAUCAGAGAUUAAGGGAGCUAGGACUUUACUCUUUGGAGCGAAUGAGGAUGAGAGGAGACAUGAUAGAGGUGUACAAGAUAAUAAGAGGAAUAGAUAGAGUGGACAGCCAGCACCUCUUCCCCAGGGCACCACUGCUCAAUACAAGAGGACAUGGCUUUAAGGUAAGGGGUGGGAAGGUCAAGGGGGAUAUUAGAGGAAGGUUUUUUACUCAGAGAGUGGUUGGUGCGUGGAAUGCACUGCCUGAGUCAGUGGUGGAGGCAAAUACACUAGUGAAGUUUAAGAGACUACUAGACAGGUAUAUGGAGGAAUCUAAGGUGGGGGCUUAUAUGGGAGGCAGGGUUUGAGGGUCGGCACAACAUUGUGGGCUGAAGGGCCUGUACUGUGCUGUACUAUUCUAUGUUCUAUGUUCCCCACUACCCCGUGUUGCCCCAUUUCCCUACUACCCCAUGUUGCCCCAUGGUUCCCCAUUUCCCCACUACCCGCUGUUGCCCCAUGGUUCCCCAUUUCCCCACUACCCGCUGUUGCCCCAUUUCCCCACUACCCGCUGUUGCCCCAUGGUUCCCCAUUUCCCCACUACCUGCUGUUGCCCCAUUUCCCCACUACCCGCUGUUGCCCCAUGGUUCCCCAUUUCCCCACUACCUGCUGUUGCCCCAUUUCCCCACUACCCGCUGUUGCCCCAUGGUUCCCCAUUUCCCCACUACCUGCUGUUGCCCCAUUUCCCCACUACCCGCUGUUGCCCCUUGGUUCCCCAUUUCCCCACUACCCGCUGUUGCCCCAUGGUUCCCCAUUUCCCCACUACCCGCUGUUGCCCCAUUUCCCCACUACCCCAUGUUGCCCCCAUGCCCCCCCCCCGCCGUCCCACCCAAGUCAUCCUGUCUGUUGAGGCACUGUUUCCCUCCCCCCAUUUUGGAGAGGUUCUGUUUCGGGGCAACAUUCUGUAGACUGUUUAUCGUUAUUUCCACUACCCCCCCCCCACCACCACCAUUUCAUUUAGAGAUACAGGCGGGACUGGCCCUUCCGGCUCCACCGCCCCACCGAUCUAACACGAGCCUUUCAGGGGACUGUUUACAGCCACUGGACUGUGGAGGAAACCGGAGCUCCCGGAGGAAACCCACGCGGUCACUGGGUGAACGUACAGACUCCUUACAGAGUGCGCCGGAACUGAACCCCGUGUACGGGGCGCGGUGUAACAUUGUCGCGCUAACCGCUCUCGUACCAAUUCUCAGCCUCGCAGCCGCCCCCACACCCGGCGCCGAGGGGCAGUGGGCUCGGGUGGUCCGAGGGUGAGGGGUGGCGAGUGCGGGACCUGGUUAACCAGCGCACCUCUCUGUUCUUAUCGCUGAGAGCCUCGAGAUUCGCCCGCUGAGAAAACCACCGUAACCGGUGAACACGCUGGGCCCGUGGGGGUUCGGGAGGGUGUCGGCCGGUUGGGGGGGAGCUGAAACGAGAGGGCGGCCUAGUUUACCGGUUGCAAACCCAAAACGCAGUGGUGAUCCUUAGAAGCGGCGUUUCGUGGGGCAAGGCUUCUCUGAACUGUGAAUGUGGAGGAAAAGAGUGUGAGAGAGAGAGAAAUACAUAUAUAGAGAGAGACACGGAGAGAGAAGACGGGCACGGUGCACGCUCCGCGAUCCCCUCCUCAGUCACGUCGUACGGGACUCCGGUGUGGUGAGUGGGUUGUGUCGUGGCGUUUGUGUAAUUAUACAAAUAAAGAUUGCGCCGUGUUCACGUUGAGCCGUGAUUCCUUUGCUCGCUCGCCGCUGCCUCUGACCGUCCCGCAUUCACCGGCGUUAGGGACAUGGUGGGGCUCUGCGAGGGACCCGGGUGAGGGUGAGGGUUGGUGUCACCCAGCGGGAGAUCAGUGACGCGUCCCGCGGCGAGAAGAAAAGCUUAAAACGCAGAACUCACCCGCCCAGAGGUUCGAACAACCGCGCAUUCAGCGUAACAAUCUCACACGGUGAUUCAUUCCAAGAUUUAUGAUGGCUUACUGACACUUCAGUGUAGAGGAGAAUGAUAUUGUUGUUUCUCUAGAUCCGAUACAGCACGAAAAAUAAAAUGAACAUUAAUUUCAAAACACAAU
Messenger RNA from Mobula hypostoma (lesser devil ray), 6380 nucleotides. It is a transcript of the gene unc119a1, whose product is annotated as unc-119 homolog a (C. elegans). Gene Ontology annotation, molecular function: lipid binding. Gene Ontology annotation, biological process: mitotic cytokinesis; lipoprotein transport; negative regulation of caveolin-mediated endocytosis. Gene Ontology annotation, cellular component: centrosome; spindle pole; spindle midzone. NCBI's taxonomy places the organism in Eukaryota, Metazoa, Chordata, Chondrichthyes, Myliobatiformes, Myliobatidae. Bases 818 to 1483 code for a protein of 221 amino acids. The record is from RefSeq and is a predicted model, not a curated record. The transcript is spliced from 5 exons.